This is a messenger RNA of Symbiodinium natans, 3069 nucleotides long. Lineage: Eukaryota; Dinophyceae; Suessiales; Symbiodiniaceae. The record is from the annotation of a GenBank genome assembly.
AUGGUGACCGAGAUCCAAACUCGCUAUGUCUUGACCCUGGGCCAGUCACAGACUGUCCAGGUGGUUCUGGGAGGGAAUCAGGACGUGUCGUGUGGCACCGUCCGAUGGGAUGCCCUUGAGACCCUGGAGCUCUUGUCCAAUUCCUCAGGCAACGUGGACUGGGAAGUGCGGAACUUCUACCUCAAGCUGCAGAGGUCCGCUUGCACAGAUGACAGGGUGCAUGGCACAGGAGAGAACGUGUCCAUGGUUGCUUUUGGUGAAGCCUUCAACAUGGAUGUAGAUUCCAUCAGCACAAGCUCUUCAACUACAAGUUCGAGCUCGACGUCAGGCACGGCAACCACCACCACAAGCACGAGCUCAAGCACCGCCACGCAUAGCACUUCCACAACUACAAGAUCCAGUAGCAGCAGCUCGAGCACAAGCACAAGCAGCAGUAGCAGCAGCAGUAGCGCCAGCAGCAGCAGCUCAAGUAGCUCCAGCAGCAGCAGUGCCAGUAGCGCUAGCAGCAGCAGUACCAGUAGCGCCAGCAGCAGCACCACCACCACCAGCAGCAGCACCACCAGCAGCAGCACCAGCAGCAGUUCGAGUGUAAGCACGACUAGUUGCACAGGCACGCGCACAAGCAGCAGCACACAAAGUAGCACAAGCUCCAGGACGCACACCAGCACAAGCUCGACUGCAAGCUCCACGACAAGCUCAAGUUCGCGUACCACCCACAGCACGACCAGCUCAACGUCUAGUACCACAAGUUCAAGCACCCCAAGCACAACCUCGACAAGAAGCCUCACUUCAACAAGCUCAGGUACAUCCACAAGCUCAAGAUCACACACCGCAACCACCUCAAGCACGAGCAGUAGGAGCACGACAAGCAGCACGCUUUCCACGACUUGGUCCACAAGCACGCUGACGGCCGCCAGCAUUGGAGCCGCUAUCACCAACGAGUUGCAGCGCAGCACGAACUCGCUUCUAAGUCAGCUGACGAGCUUGGCAAAUUCGACAGCAACAGCUGCAGAGACGACACACCUCGGCACGAUGGUUGCUGUUCAGUUAUCUGGCUCCCCUGCCAACCAGAGCUUUCUGGCGGCUGUGGUUGAUGAUAGCCCGGCAGCUGCCGUGCUACCUUCGGAGGUUCUGGAUAUCGGGUUGGACGUGGCGCUGGUCCUGACGACCUUCGACGGGCCCGGCGCCGAGAGCCUUGGCUCCGGCCAGAAGAUGCGGUCGGCGACCGACCGGCCCAUAGAGGCCGCCCUGCCAGCCGUGGACAUCUCCAUCGUGGACACACAGUCCUUGGGUGCCGUGGAGGUGCAGGUCAGCACCCCGAUCUAUGUGCGAAUCGCAGCGGUCGCACCAAAUCCCGAGUGGAUCUGCGCCUACCUGGAUGGCGACGCCUGGUCAACAGAGGGUGUUCGCCUGGCGACACGAGCAGAACUGGAGGUGGCUUUUGGCACCUCCAUGGACAUUUCCGGGGUGUGGUGUGCAACGCUGCACCUGUCCAUCUUCGGUGCCUUCAUCGACAUCCUGCUGGACUGCACGAACGCCAACAUGCUGUCCCAGGAAGGCCUGAAGGAAAUCCUCGAGCGCAACGGCUGGUGGAUCCGGCCCCCAGCCCUGGGCCUUUGGCUGCUGCUGGCCGUUUCGCUGCUGCUCAUUACCCUGGGUGCGCUUGGCGAUGCCCGGGUGUACCGGUCGGGGCUCUGGCGCGACGAGUACUUCCUGACGGACCUGCCCCCCGUGUCGCGGAAAUCUUGGCUGUCGGCAUGCAAAGGUUGUAUGCCCAGCAUGCCCUGGCUACGGCGCCGGCCUUCGCAGAGCAGUCUUCAUUCGAUCUUCUCACAGCUGUCCUGGCUUCGAGACGGUCUACCGGAUUCUCAGAAGCUGCAAAUGAGGCAGGAAAUGCUUCAGCGACUGAGGCCAAGUCUGGCUUCGAGCAUGCAGGAACGCGUGAUAUGUCGCAACACCUUGUCGGAGGUCGCCCGCCAACACAACAUACACGCCAGCUCCAUCCAAACCCAUAUUUGGGGUCGGAGUGGCUGGGUUCAAGGUAGCCUUGCCCUGCAACGUUCACCACAACUGAAAAUGCUUGCCAGGGACUUGGCAGAGACGUUGCCAAGGACGUUUGUGAAUGUCCACACGUCUCGCGCGAGUCGGCUCUGGGCGGUCAUGCUGGCCUCGCACCCAGUCUACGAGCUCUGGAUGUGCGAUCUGCACAUGACGGCAGCCAAGAGGGCCAAGAUAAUGAUGGACUGCAUGGUGGGAUCCCUCGCCUUUGUUGCUCUGUUCUUCUCCGUUGAUGGCACAGCCGUGGCGGCCAGAAGCCCCGCUGAGUGCCCCAUCGAGCAGGGCACGUUCUUAUGGUACACCUUCGUUGCCAUGCUCUCCGUGCUCCUGAACUUCGUACCUCGCAGCUUUGAAGUCUACCUGGCACAGCGCGGCUUCGUGCAAGAGAGCCAUGUCAGCCGACGCUGGCAGCUGCGGAGAAGGCGCUGCAAAGAUGUCGGCUUCUGGGCUUUCAGCCUCUGCCUUUCUGUCCUGCACCUUCUGGUGGUGUGCGCCUUUCUGGCCAACCUGGCUGAGGUUGAUGAGUCAAAGUGGCUCUUCGCCUUCGCCGUGGUGCUGCUGAGAAAGCUGGUCGUGGUGCCGCUGCUGGCCUGCUUCUUCUCAGGCCUUGGUAUGGAGCUCACGUCCUGUGGCCGCCAAGAGAUCUCAGCGCCCAAGAAGCUGGGGUUAGAUCUGCAGCUCGAUGGUGAAAGCGGUGCGAACAUCACGCCUGCAGCAGAUGGACAGGUGUGGCUUGACAAAGUGCAGGAGCUGGCACAUCGCGGCAUAACAGCUCGACAGCUGCUCGGCUUCUAUGCGGAUCUUGGGGGAGAGGUGAUGAAGCACUUCGACCCCGAUCGUUCUACCACACACGACGUCGUGAGGCAGGCCAUCAUUCCAGAAUCGCUUCAGAUUAAAGAUGUGGGCAGCUUCAUGGUUCGGGUGCACCGGGCUACAGGUCUGGCCGCCCUUGACCUGCUAUCUGCUUCAGACCCAUAUUGUGUGGUGUCGGUGCAGGGUCGAGGUUUCUGA